CAGUCGCCGGGGACCCGGAGCCCGAGCCGCGGCGGGAAGCAGCCGCCGCCCCGGCAGCCCGGGGAGAGGCGAGGCGGGGCGGGACCCGGAGCGACAGGAAGGGGAGGCCCGGCCCGCCGGAGCCGCAUCGAGCCAGCAGGGCCGCUGCGGCCGCGCACCGAGCACCGCGAUGGGGCUGGAGACGGAGAAGGCGGACGUGCAGCUCUUCCUGGACGACGACUCCUACAGCCACCAUAGCGGCGUCGACUACGGAGACCCGGAGAAGUUCGUUGACUCGGGCCAGAACCGGGAUCCCCACCGGCUCAACUCACAUCUCAAGGUGGGCUUCGAGGACGUGAUCGCAGAGCCGGUGACCACGCACUCCUUUGACAAAGUGUGGAUCUGCAGCCAUGCGCUCUUUGAAAUCAGCAAAUACGUGCUGUACAAGUUCCUGACCGUGUUGCUGGCCAUCCCCCUGGCCUUCGUCGCGGGAAUUCUCUUUGCCACUCUCAGCUGCCUGCACAUCUGGAUUAUAAUGCCUUUUGUAAAGACCUGCCUAAUGGUUCUGCCUUCGGUGCAGACAAUAUGGAAGAGUGUGACAGAUGUUAUCAUUGCCCCAUUGUGUACAAGUGUGGGACGAAGCUUCUCAUCUAUCAGCCUGCAACUGAGCCAAGACUGAACACUUGGACCCCAGGUCUAGAGAUUUGGACACUGCAAUACUUCUUUGUUAUUGUAAAAUAAAAGCACUACUGUUCUGUUCAUUUUCCAACUGCUCUAAUUAAGAAAACUAUUAAGAUGGGUAACCACAUUUAGAAAUGUUUAUUGGCAGAUCUUUUCAAAUAAGGCUUUUCUAAUUAAUAGACAAGGAUUUCAUAUAUAACUCCAUAACCUUAAUUAUAUGGGAGGUUGACAACACUUAAUUUGAAAGGCAGACAGUUAUUGCUUUGACAUAAAAGCACACAGUUUAUAAUAAUAAAUUUAUAGUGAUCCUGGGUCCUUGCUCUCAAAACACUACAAUAGUUUUGUGCACAACUGCUCAUAAAAAUAUGAGAUUUCUUAUUUUUUUAAACUCUGGAAGUAAUAAUUUUUAAAUUACCUUUACAAAUGCAGAUAUAAGUAUCUUUAGAGAUAGGAUAUACAAAGAUCCUAGAAAUUGCAGUAACAAAAGCACACAGUGAUAAUGGUAACUGUCAAAUAUAAAACAACAAAUAAAUGUGAGAUAGAUUCAUGAAAAUGUGUUCCUUUAGGGUAUUGUUAACCUAUGGGCCUAUUUAACAAGAAGUUUAAUUUAACUGUAUAUUUUGUACUUAAUGUAAAUGUUGCUCUAAUCAGAUAAAAGCGUUUUUAUUAUAUUUGUUAUCUUACUGAACUAAUAUAUAGAAUGAAUAAAUACAGCUCCCACAAGGUAAAUUCAUUGGUAAGACUGCACUGUCUUGAUUAUGAAAGCAUGUAUAUUUCUUCUUUGGAAAUAGAACAUAAAAGAGUAAUACACAAAGAUUUCCUUUCUAACUUUCUCAGGCAAAUUCUGAAAUGUUUUAUAACUGAUGUUUAUCUGGCUGCAAUCUUAAAAUAAUUCGUACCUGAUUAGUAUUUCUUCCAGGAGAUGCUUUCUCUCUUGUAGUUAGAAAUUAAAUCUGUAUUCUGCUUUUCUAUUAUUUCAUUUUAUUUUCAAGUAACAUUGGUGCUAUUUAAUAACAAUAAAGGCUUUUUUGGACACCUAACUACAAUUUCAA
Messenger RNA from Nycticebus coucang (slow loris), 1712 nucleotides. RefSeq names its product caveolin 2 (gene CAV2). Lineage: Eukaryota; Metazoa; Chordata; Mammalia; Primates; Lorisidae. Gene Ontology annotation, molecular function: molecular adaptor activity; protein kinase binding. Gene Ontology annotation, biological process: insulin receptor signaling pathway; negative regulation of endothelial cell proliferation; positive regulation of MAPK cascade. Bases 170 to 658 code for a protein of 162 amino acids. The record is from RefSeq and is a predicted model, not a curated record. The transcript has 3 exons. Gene Ontology annotation, cellular component: Golgi apparatus; perinuclear region of cytoplasm; caveola.